Molecule: messenger RNA, 408 nt
Organism: Gamsiella multidivaricata
Lineage: Eukaryota; Fungi; Mortierellomycota; Mortierellomycetes; Mortierellales; Mortierellaceae
Exons: 1
Source: RefSeq, a predicted model, not a curated record
GCUGAACGUAGCCUGUCUGAAAGGAGCUUGCUUUCUGCAACCGAGAUCUGAUCCAUUCGCUUUACGUUGGCCUGGAUACUUCCUACAGUGAGUGCCUUGGUUAUAUGCAGCUUGUGGAAGUGGUGGUCCGCUGCAGUUGCAGAAGUGGGCCUUGGGUUCGAUGGGUUGGCGGGGCCCACCCCUUUCCGUUUCCUCGGCAGUGUCCCCUUCUUCCUCUUUUUCUUGUUCUUCUUCUUCACGACCGGCUUUCGAGUCUUGAUGAGAGGCUUUGCUUUUGGCUGUGGGCGAUCGUGAGGUACGGCAGCCGAGAAGUCAAUCGAUUGUCGUGGUAGGAUCGAUUUCUUGUCUGAAAAUAUCGGCCGGAACUGGUUGCGCUUUGAGUUCCUCGCAACGUAAAAGGGAACCGCA